AUGAAACAAAAAAAUAAAUUCUUCUUCCUUACCCUUUUAAUAUGGAUAUUUAAUUAUUCCUAUGAACGAACUAACUUUGACAAAUCAUGCAAUAAAAAAAUCAGCUUUAAUAAUACAUCAAAAAUAAGACCAAACAGAUUAUUAUAUGGGGAAUCAAAUGCAGAUUCUCAAGAGGCCGUCUUUAAUUUAAAAAAAUAUUUUAAAGAUGAUUUUGAGAACUCAAGUAAUUCAUUAAUAUUUAAGGAUAAUUCUGAAAAUACCUAUGAUUCAUUAUCAUCUAUUGAUUACCUUAAUGAAGUUAAUGAAGAACUAAAGAAAAAACCAAUUCAACGAAAAAAAUAUAAGUCAACAGAAAAUAAUAUAUCACCAUUAACAAGUCCACAUUCAAACAGAUUAGAUUCACAAUUUGAAAUAGAACUACCAAAACAAUUACAUAAUGAACAUAAAAGGUCAAAUAUGUUUACUCGUAAAUCUAAAGAAAUUAUUACUAGAAAAAUGCUUAAAGAUUUUACGCCAUAUAUAUUAAGCUCUGUCAUUUUGAUAAUGUCCACUAUAUCUAAAUCGAGUUCAGGUAUAUAUAUAUCAUAUGUAUUAUUGUUAUUAUCAGUGUUAUAUUUAGUCUAUAGAAUAUUUAAUAAUUUUAAUAAGGGUUUUGAUAAUAUAUCAAUUAUACGUAAGAACUUGUUAAACACUCCUAAGCAUAAUUCUAUAUAA
Molecule: messenger RNA, 714 nt
Organism: Plasmodium malariae
Lineage: Eukaryota; Apicomplexa; Aconoidasida; Haemosporida; Plasmodiidae
Product: Plasmodium exported protein, unknown function
Exons: 2
Coding region: 1-714 (237 amino acids)
Source: RefSeq, a predicted model, not a curated record